GUCUCAUCUACAAUCCUUCAAAAGCCUCAAACACUUCUCUAGCAUUGCCUUUUGAGAAAAUCCCCCACAAACGUAAACCUUUUAAUACAUUUACUACAUUCAAUCGAUUUAGUACAGCUGAGCUGCUAAAUAAACAACAUGUCGGAAUUUAGCUUCAACGAUUACCUUCUCGACGACCAAUACCAAUUCUUCGACGGGGCCGAUCUCCACUCUCCUGUCUACCCCGUCGACGAGCAUCAAACCCUUCAAGGUCCUCCUCAGCCCUUCCAGUUUGAAGAGUUCCUUAACCAGCCAGAUGCAGAGAUGCAAGGAAAUCCCACUCAAGUUGAGUUAUCCCUUCCUCACAUUACUGACAAUGCAACAGUCAACCUUCGGCCCUUCAACCGAAGCAUCAUCUAUCCUCAGUCAUUCAACCAAGGUUUCAUUGGUAGCAUGCAACCAGUUCAACAGGUCCCUGCUCCUUUUGAGUUUCCUCCUUAUUACGAAAACUCUGUCUUGAAUGAAUUCCCUGACCCAGCUUAUCCUUUGCACAUCAUUGAUCGAGCCGGUCGAUUGCCUCGAAACAUUAUGGCGGCACUUCAGCAAGGAGUGAAACGACACAGAGAAUUCGACGACCAAAUCCUUCAAGCCAUCGCUAGCGGCAUUGAUACCAGUGAGCCCUUUGGGCUCGAUCAACAGUCAAACAAGAAGCGCGAGACAUCCAAGGGUAAGGGUAAGGCUCUUGCCAUCUCCAUCGAACAAGAUCCAGAAGAACUUGUACUGUCGGAAUAUGAAUAUGACGCGGAGGAUUUUACACUCUCAGACAACGAAGCUGAACCCGAGUCAGGACCAGCACCAGGGCCAGCACCAAAAGAGGACGAAACUCCCGUCAGACCCAUCAAGGUACCUGGAAAGAAAUGGAUCAAGCCCAACGCGACAACAUUAGGUAAAAACAAGCGUAGCAAGAACAUUCAGUCGCUGAACCCAUCCAGCUUCUACACUCCACUUGCACAACCACCUAGAAGUUGGGGAGCUCCAAAUCGUGCUGGCGUGCAUCCGUUCCAGUACACCAAGGAUGGAGAGUUAAAGCCACAUGUCAGGUACACAGUCAACCAGAUACAAGAGUUCAUCUUCAACCAUCCAGGUCACACAGUCCAAGGACAAAGACACACCAAACACUCCGGACUCACACUCUGGGUUCAGAACGUUCCAUCCGACUCCGCCGCACGCUACUCGCAUCAGAACUCCGACAAGUGCCGUUUUGAAGACUGCCCAGUCCGCAACGGCACCAUCCACAAGGGACACUACCGAGUUGCCUUCGAUGAGCAAUCAUCUGACCCGCUCAUCACCGACCCUUUUCACAACGCCGGACAUGUUCAUCUCUACUGCCUUGAAAAAUUCCUCGACUUUCCCUUCCUCUGCGCCAAUUUCAACGUUAGACCUGAUGAUCGUAUCCUCCCCGAGGGCCGAAACAAGAUGGCUAUCACACGAGAUCACCUCGAGAUGAAGAAAGACGUCAGCAAGUUCAUCCGCCGCGCAGAGAGAAACUUCGCACACCAAAGUACUAUUGCUCCUCGCAAUAGCUACAGCUACGAGAAUACCCUUAGCUAUACUUUGACCGCAAAGGCCUUGGAGCUUGAACCCCCCAACCGUCAAAGGUUCCGGGACAAUCGUCCAAAUGCAAACUCCAUCGACAAGCACAUGAAUAACCUUGACCUUUUUGUUGCAGCCAUCAACAACCGAAAGGGAAAGCAAGUCGCAGGAAAUGCAUCGGAUUUCGAAGCUCCAUUUUUCAGACAACCCAGAAAGAACAACAAGCGAAAGGCGGUUGAGGUCGAUGAGGAAGAAGAUGCUGAGUUUGAAAUCGAUGACAAGGUCUUGAAUGUUGACGACGAUACCAUCGCUGCUGACACCGCAAUAGUCUCAUCAAAGGCCAAGCCAAGUUCCAGACCAGCCAAGAAAGCCCGCAUUCAAAGAAAGAGAAAGGCAAAGGUUGUCGUGGUCUCCAGCGACUCUAGCGACGACUCUGCCGAUGACAGCGAUAUCUCGGAAUGGGCCCCGGUAGUCAAACGAAGCACUUCAAGGUAAGUCAUUCUUCCACGUCAGACACAUACACGAGGUAAGUGAGUAUCUCAUUCAGCAAGAAGAAGAAGAAGAAGAAGAAGAAGAAGAAGAAGGGGUAAGACCUGAUAGAUUUCGGUAAGUAUUGUUUCUUUACAUCACAUCAAGAUUGUCAGAGCUGGACUUUGACAAUUUUAUUUCCUAAAUCGCUUA
This is a messenger RNA of Botrytis cinerea B05.10, 2253 nucleotides long. RefSeq lists its product as hypothetical. Lineage: Eukaryota; Fungi; Ascomycota; Leotiomycetes; Helotiales; Sclerotiniaceae. The record is from RefSeq and is a predicted model, not a curated record. Bases 139 to 2067 code for a protein of 642 amino acids. The transcript has a single exon.